AUGAUGAUGACGACCGAAGAAACCAGACCUCCGUCUGGCGGAAUGGAAGAGUCACGCCUCAUGAGACUUCCGUUUGAGACCAUCGAGGCCAUAUUCUCCCAUGUCGAACCAGAGGAUCUCGUCAGUCUGUGUUUGGUUUCAAGGUCGGUCCGUGAGCAUGCUGCGGCCCGGCUCUAUCGGUCUCUCAACUGCAUUCUCCAGCCCAGAAGCGAUAUAGAGCAUAAAUGGCCAAUCGACCGCCUUGCCAAAGAACUGGAAACGCUGACGACAAGUGAUUUCAACUACGCUGCAUACAUCAAAUCGAUAUGUCUGGACACCGCACCGAUCACCGAUGCUGGCGACUAUCAGUUUCAAGAACAAAUAGCAGACCAGUUUAAAUACGAUACCCCUUGCGGAAAGUUCUUUAACAACCUGCUUCUUGCGUCAAUCAAGAAAAUAUCCACAUUGGAAUCAUUUCGAUGGAAUGUCCGUCUUGAGCUUAAUCCCGCCGUGUUCAUGGCUCUUGGAAAGGCCCCUGGUUUACAGCACUUAUGUGUUCGAAUGCCCGCUGGUGUAGAACCCAUUUCGGAUAAGCCAGUGCCAGCUCCUCCUCCACCCGGGCCUCCCGUUCCAGUACUGCCCCUACCAGUUCAGAUCAACCAACUCCAUGCGCACCCAGCUCCUCCAAUAGCGCCUAUCCACCAUUUACCGCACAACCGGACAUCAUCUCGGGACAAGUUUAAAAGCCGCAAAUACUGGGACUCAAGUCGAACGUUCUCUCAUUUCUCCCGGCUUAAUACCAUCGAAGUCCUAGAAAUGGACAAUCUUGGGUAUAUCGAUGAGAUCGCAAAAUGUAUCUCGCAAUCAUCCGGUACGCUGAAAACCUUAAAGCUUUCAUUUUCAGAACGACUUGCUCUAGCAGCCCGCAAAAAGAAGGACGAUGAGGUCUCAGAAACAAGCAGUGUCCAAGACGAGGACGAGCUUUACCAACCUCUACCCCCUCCGCCUCCACAGGGUCAGCCCGCGGCGUUCACUUCGUCCAGCUCCAAGAACUCCGAAGUUCGUCGUGAACGUCUUGCACAAGAGCAGACUCUUGGUCGCCUCUUCGGCCUAGACCAAGAGAAGGAUGCCAUUCCGCAGAAUUCGCCAAACCGACUCAUUGAAGAUGCGCUCACUGAUGCGGCGAAGGGUCUUCAAGUUGGAGAUGAUGCAGACGUAUCCUUUAUUAAAUACUUGAAGUCGGUUCUAGAAAAGCUUAGCACAGAACACCCAAAGUACCAAGCCAUGAUAUCCGAAAUUGAAAAGGUUACAGGUCCAUACCAGGAUAUCGCUGCUGGGAAGGAUACAGGUGACGGAGACAAUGUACAGGCGGGAGAACAGGCGGGUGCUCCACCUACGACAACCCCAGGUGAAGGUGAGGCUGAUGAUUCCGCACCACCUGAGGGUUCCCAAAUGGGCCAAGAAAGCGAGGCGAAAAAAGAGGAUGAACUCAAGGCCAAUGAUUCAACAGAUACCCCUGUCCCAAGUGACACGAAAACUACAGAGCUAGAGGCAUGUUUACAAAAUAUUGUAGACAUAGAGCAUCCUGAUGAGCUUAGUGAAGGGGAAGACCAGGAAUUUAUCGAUGGAAAUACCGACGACGUAGCACCUACGAAGAAUCUCACCAACGGAACGCUUUGCAGCCUCAAACUAGAGCAGAAUGGCGAAUCGAAAGGCAAAACGCCAGCGGAUAAGAUACCAAUGGAUAAAAAGGAUUAUAACCAAAAGGAGCGUGAUGCUAUUCAAAACUACGUUCGCGAGAACCAUGGCAUCGCGCUGGAGAGUCUUUCAAUCUAUUUGAUCCCGGUCAAAGCUGCCAUUCUUUGCCGAGGCAUCAACGUUUGGACGCUGAGACACAUCUCCCUGCUCAACGUUGGGCCGCAGAGGGCAUUCUGGGCAACACUAGAGAAUCUCAAUAGAUUCAAUCCCCUUAAGCUUGUCUCUGUUCAUACGGACAACGUAACUCGCCACCUCCUCUCUUUGUUAAACGCUCUACCGCGCCUCGAAGAAUUAUUUUUGAUAGAGCGUAGUACCCGCUCUAGAGUAGAGCCAUCUACUCCGAAAACCCUUGUUACAGCCGAAGAUAUUCGGAAGCAAGUGCUCAGAAAACAUAUGGACCUAGCUUCCAUUGUUCUCCUAGCCAAAUACGGUCGGAAUCUGGUUGAGCUGGUUGCUCACCUUGAUUCUCAGUGCUUUCAUUCGUUGAUGCGAGUUAUCAGUAACAUGGAGUCGCUCAGCGUACUACAUGUCCUCUUCUCAGACCCGGACUACUGUGCCAGUGUCUUGGAUGAGAGGUACAUUGCCGUGAGCUAUGCUUCAGGCCAGCCGGUGCAGACUCGCUGUACACUCAUGGAACUUCGUGAUCCGACUUCACUGAAACCUAAGGAAAACCAUGCAAUCAACUCCACCAACAACAAUACAGUUGAGGCGGAUGAGACGGAUGAUCUUGACAUUUUCAACCUGGAGAGUGAUAUGGCGCCUAAGAAAGAGAACUCCAAAAAGGUUGCCGGGAACGCAAAAAAAGCCGAAGCUGCCGCAGCUAAGCAGGCAGUCGUUGACGCAAAAAAGGCAGCUGAAGAAGAUCAGGAAUGGCAAAAGGGCGCAAAAUCCAGUGGAAAGAAGGAAUCAGCAGAAGCCAAGAAAGCAGAAGCAGCCCGCAAAAAGGCCGAACGUGAAGCUCUAUUAGCAGAAGAAGAAAAAUCUCUCCCCAGCAAACCAAAAGGAAAUGCCAAAACCGCCCAAAAGAAAUCCCGAGGAACCCUCGACCUCGACCAGCUUGACGCCGAUCCCUCAUCCAGAAAGAAGGGUCCAGCUUUAAAUGCAACUGGUAUCGAUAACGCACUCGACGCACUAUCUCUAGGUUCUAAAGAUGCGCUCAAGGUAGAUCGACACCCGGAGCGAAGAUAUAAAGCUGCUUAUGCCGCGUAUGAAGAGAGAAGGCUACCUGAGAUCGAACAAGAACAACCCGGCCUCAGAAGACAGCAGAGGAUUACUCUUAUAAAGAAAGAGUUUGAGAAGAGUGAGGAGAAUCCGUUUAAUCAGGUGAAUGUGGCAUUCGAUGCAUCCAAAGAAGAAAUAGCGGCAGCCCGGGAGGCAGAGAGGGCAAAGAUCGAGGGCCGUUUGACCGCGAAAUGA
Molecule: messenger RNA, 3153 nt
Organism: Arthroderma uncinatum
Lineage: Eukaryota; Fungi; Ascomycota; Eurotiomycetes; Onygenales; Arthrodermataceae
Exons: 9
Coding region: 1-3153 (1050 amino acids)
Biological process (GO): transcription by RNA polymerase II
Cellular component (GO): nucleus
Molecular function (GO): protein binding; transcription coactivator activity
Source: RefSeq, a predicted model, not a curated record